Messenger RNA from Setaria italica (foxtail millet), 1590 nucleotides. RefSeq names its product transcription factor RAX2. NCBI's taxonomy places the organism in Eukaryota, Viridiplantae, Streptophyta, Magnoliopsida, Poales, Poaceae. The transcript has 2 exons. The coding region runs from base 275 to 1201 and encodes 308 amino acids. The record is from RefSeq and is a predicted model, not a curated record.
GAUUGCUAGCCUUGUUGCCAGUGAUUGCCUUCUGCCAUCUUCUGCCAAAAACGCACGCCCACCCGGCCGCGCCCCCGCACAGAAGUUCACGCUGCCGCUGCAGCUGCAGCCGCAGUCUGCAACGCCCCGUCCCGUCCCCCGUGCCGCGCCGAGGCCAAGGGCUUCCCCCACCGGCUGCUGCUCGCCGUGCCAGUUCCCUACACGUGCGCGCGCGCGUCUGAUAAUUCGGAGGUCGGAGCCGAUACGGUGAGAAAGAGAAGAAGUUGGAGCGGGGAUGGGUCGGGCGCCGUGCUGCGACAAGACGAGCGUGAAGCGGGGGCCGUGGUCGCCCGAGGAGGACGAGCUGCUGCGGAGCUACGUCCAGAACCACGGCACCGGCGGCAACUGGAUCGCGCUCCCCCACAAAGCCGGGCUGAACCGGUGCGGCAAGAGCUGCCGGCUGCGGUGGCUCAACUACCUGCGCCCGGACAUCAAGCACGGCGGCUACACGGAGCAGGAGGACCGGAUCAUCUGCUCCCUCUACAACUCCAUCGGGAGCAGGUGGUCCAUCAUCGCCUCCAAGCUGCCGGGCCGGACGGACAACGACGUCAAGAACUACUGGAACACCAAGCUCAAGAAGAAGGCCAUCGCCAUGAACCAGCAGCAGCAGGACUACUACCACCACCAGCGCGGCUCGGGCGGCCGCGGCCGCCGCGGCGCCCCCCAGACCCAAUGCGCCUCCAUGCACCCGUCGCCCGCGUCCGCCUCGUCCGCGGUCACCACCGCGAGCCCCGGCGACGCGGCGUGCAGCUUCGGGCCCAUGUUCUCCUCCCCGACGCCGCUGCAGGCACAAGCGGUGCUCGCGCGCUACGACGGCGCCGCGACAGCGCCACUGCCGCCACUGCAGCAGCAGCAUCAAGCGUCUUCGCUCGCGGAGUUCUCCCCCGCGCCGCCGCCACAGCCCGCCGGCGCCAGCAUCAUCAACAGCUGGGCCGGCGGCCUGGCCAUCGACGACAUGUUCCUGCCCGAGCUCCUCGGGGUCGGCGACUUCCCGCCGGGCGACCUCUUCGGCGGCGGGUUCGCGCCGCUGCUGCAGGACCGGGCGUCAUCCCUGCAGGAGCUCGCGGCGUGCUACUUCCCCAACGCGCAGGCGGCGGAGGUGUGGGCGGCCGCGGAUCACGUCAAGCCGCCGGCGGCCGGCCUGUGCCACAGCUUGACAUAAACGAGAGACGGAGAGGGACUACACUAACGCUCCGUCCACGCGCGCGCGGAAGCUUCGGCAAUGACUCAUGGCUAGCGUCGUCUCUUGCUAGUUCUUGGCUCUCCCUGUCCAUCGAUCGAUCUCUCCAUGACCAAGAGGUCAUUACAUGUACAUUAUCUUAUGGUCUGUGACUCGUAGCGCCAUGUCAUAGAGAAAUUAUUAGUUGUGGAUUGAUGAUGCCAAUUCGCCAUUGCUAUAGCUUGGCUUCUGUUCGGCCUACCAACCAGUCAGUCAGUCAUGAGCCGGUCACUGUUCAGAACUAUUCUCCAGUGCCAUUGUUUCCCGCUGUGAUAAUGACAUGGCAGGGCUCGCUCUUCCUUCCCCGCGUGCCCCUAGCUUUUAGAGAUGAA